AUGGCCACAUCAGCACCAUUGUUUGAAGGUGUUGAUGAGGAGUUCGAGCAUAUUAAGAAUGAGCCGAAAGUUUCAAAGCAACAACUAUGGCAUGAGCAUCUCGGACACCCAGGAAGAGAUAAAGCUAAGGCGAUCACGAGCAAGUUAAAAGAUAAGCAUACCAUGAAAUUGGAUCCAAACACUGCUCUGACAUGUGAGCAGUGCGUACGAUCCAAGAGCACAAGCGCUCAGAUGGGGAAAGGUAGCGGCGAAAGAGCCAUAGGGCCCCUGGAUCUUAUCCACGUCGAUCUAAUAAUAGACUCGUCCCACGUGACGGAGUACACAUGCACAUUGGUGCUGGUUGACGAUCAUAGCAAGUAUGUGUAUGCACAGCCAUUGACACGAAAGAGUCAUGCGUUUAUGCAACUCAAAAGGAUUGUUUCGUUCCUGGAGACACAGACGGAUCGGAAGCUAAAAGCGAUCUGA
Molecule: messenger RNA, 465 nt
Organism: Ustilago hordei
Lineage: Eukaryota; Fungi; Basidiomycota; Ustilaginomycetes; Ustilaginales; Ustilaginaceae
Exons: 1
Coding region: 1-465 (154 amino acids)
Source: RefSeq, a predicted model, not a curated record